AUGGCUUCAUCUUUUCUCUACACCUUCCUAUUCAUCAGCAUCCACACAGCAGAUGGAUUUUUAGAGUAUAUAGUGGAUCGUUGUGAAUUUAACUCCACUGAGCUGAAGGACAUGGAGUACAUCUACUCUCACUAUUACAACAAGAUAGAGUACAUCAGGUUCAGCAGCAGUGUGGGGGAGUAUGUUGGAUUCACUGAGUAUGGAGUGAUGCUGGCAGAGAUCUUGAACAAUAAUACUGCACUGCUGAAUUCAUCGAGACAAAUGAUAACGGAAUACUGUUACCACAACAUUGAUGUUCAUGAUCAGGCUAUUAUAGCUAAAUCAGUUCAGCCCAGGGUCAGAAUUAAGUCCAAGACUCCGCUUUCUGGUCAGCAUCCUGCCAUGUUGGUCUGCAGCAUCUACGACUUCUUUCCCAAUAAGAUCAAAGUGAGGUGGCUCAGAGAUGAACAGGAAGUCACCUCUGAUGUCACUUCCACUGAAGUGAUGCCAAAUGGUGAUUGGUACUACCAGACCCACUCCUACCUGGAGUACACACCCAGGUCUGGGGAGAACAUCUCCUGUGUGGUGGAGCACGUCAGCCUGAGUGAACCUCUGAUCACUGACUGGGAGUCGUCCUCGGACAAAUCAACGUCUGAAUCAACGCCACUGACUGCCAUCGGAGCCUCUAUACUGACCCUGGGUCUGAUCUUACUUCUGGCUGGAUUUAUUUUCUACAGGUGGAAAGCCCGAGAUCCUACACCAUCUUCCAAUGAAUGAGGCAGGAUCCUGGUCCUUGUCUUCGUUUUUUCUGAUCCAAUAAGAAUCAGGUGCUUCAUGUAUUCAGCAGACUCGUGAUGUCUGGAAUGGGCUACACACAACAUGAUCCAUGACUAAACACAUUUAUAGAUUCUUUACUGGACGUCUUCAAACCACAAUAAACAGAA
Oreochromis aureus is the source of this 923-nucleotide messenger RNA. Its product is annotated as H-2 class II histocompatibility antigen, I-E beta chain-like. The transcript has 6 exons. Gene Ontology annotation, biological process: antigen processing and presentation of exogenous peptide antigen via MHC class II; peptide antigen assembly with MHC class II protein complex; immunoglobulin production involved in immunoglobulin-mediated immune response. Gene Ontology annotation, cellular component: MHC class II protein complex; membrane. Lineage: Eukaryota; Metazoa; Chordata; Actinopteri; Cichliformes; Cichlidae. The coding region runs from base 1 to 756 and encodes 251 amino acids. Gene Ontology annotation, molecular function: MHC class II protein complex binding. The record is from RefSeq and is a predicted model, not a curated record.